Molecule: messenger RNA, 1307 nt
Organism: Didymodactylos carnosus
Lineage: Eukaryota; Metazoa; Rotifera; Eurotatoria; Philodinida; Philodinidae
Source: the annotation of a GenBank genome assembly
AUGACAAACAAAUCUACUUCUAAUUCAAGAUUUACUGAUCUUGGCGAAGAACCCCACAAGCUCUUAUUACCCAUUGAAGGCUAUCAACAUAUGGAACUGAUGUCACUCGAAGAUGCGGUUCGAUCGCUUCAUCCUAUAAUUGACAAUUUAGCAAGAAAUGUUUGGAUUGCAAAAGAUAAUUGUAAAUUACCACCUGAUUCUCUAACAGUUGACCAAUCAGCAUCUAUCCAUUUGUACACCAUGGAGUGGAAACCAAGCAGUAAUAGUCUCUAUUCCAUUCUCAAUCGAACAUUAAGGAACGAAGAUCGUGACAGUCUCAUUCCAUGGUUUCCAUACCUGAAACUAUUUCUGACAGCUCUUCACAACAUACCGUCUGUCGAAGAAGUGGUAUGGCGAGGAAUAAAAGCUGAUUUGAGCAUGAAGUUCAAUAAAGGCGACACAUUUGUGUGGUGGGGUGUUAGUUCAUGCACAGACUCGAUAGAUGUACUCAGCAAAGAGCAAUUUCUUGGCAAAACAGGGACACGAACACUCUUCAGUGUACAAUGCCACAAUGGAAAGAAGAUUCAGUCACAUUCACAUUAUAAACAAGAAAAUGAAAUUCUUCUGCUGCCGGGAACAUACUUGAAAGUGAAAGGUAAAGUAGAUGCUGGCUCGAACUUACACAUUAUUCACGUUGAAGAAACAACUUCCCCAUAUGUGCUUUGUGAAUCCCCAACCGGCAAUCUAUUAUGCAAGAACGAACGCCUACAAGGCCAGCUCGAAGCACUUGAUUCCGUUUCGGAAAUAACGCUGCAGAAUACCGGAAUUGACGAAAAAGACGCGCAAGUAUUGGCAGAGGCAUUGAAAGUGAAUACAACUCUCACCGCUCUCGAUCUAGGAGGGAACCGAAUAUCUGAUGGCGGAGCUGAAGCACUGGCAGAGGCAUUGAAAGCGAAUAAAACUCUCACCACUCUUUAUCUUCAGAGUAACAAAAUAUCAGAUGGAGGAGGUGAAACACUGGCAGAGGCAUUGAAAGUGAAUAAAACUCUCACCACUCUUAAUCUUUCUGUAAAUCUAAUAUCUGUUGGAGGAGGUGAGGCAGUGGCAGAGGCAUUGAAAGUGAAUAAAACUCUCACCGCUCUCGAUCUAGGAGGGAACCAAAUAUCUGAUGGAGGAGGUGAAGCACUGGCAGAGGGAUUGAAAGUGAAUACAACUCUCACCACUCUUAAUCUUGCAGGGAACCAAAUAUCUGUUCGAGGAGGUGAAGCACUGGCAGAGGCAUUGAAAGUGAAUAAAACUCUCACCACUCUUUAUCUAGCGGGGCACCU